AAAGAUCCGCCUUCGUGGUCAGCCCCAGAUGCUUACGAUGUCAUCCCGGCAUUGACAUUGAAUCUAUUCGGUCAAGGCAGCAUAAUUAAUGCUGCCCGACCAAAUCAGCAGCCACCAAUAACUUUUUUCAAGCAAUAAACAACGACAAUUCAAAGCAUAUUCAUGGAUACUUUCGUACAUGCCUUAACCAACCUGCCUUGCCUACUGCCUGACGAUACCUUAUUCAUCCUCCCAAACGGCGGCGCUAACUCUACCGACCUACCUACUGUACCUUACGCACCCACCUUUCCUGCCACUUUACUACGAUCAUCUUAACUACCUAGAGGAGACUAAGGUACCUACUUGGAGCAUCUUGGUCGAUGCUUCUGCGCCAAGUUCACCUCACCCUCGUAUCCCAGUCGGCGCACGCCCUCAUUUGUCAUUUCCGAGUCGUCCGCCCUGCGUCGUUGCUACCUUUAGCUACAGGCUGCUCCGCCAUUGCAAUCGUCACUUUCUCCUCGACGUCGGCUUUCCAUUUAUAGAUCGAAGGAACUCGACUCGCUAUCAGUCUCCACUAUCAAAAUCCGCGUCCCUGAUUACUCCCACCAGUAACAAGCCGAUAUCGACGACUACGAGGCCUCGAGAAAGACACAUAGCUGCCCUACCUGCCACGCUGCUGUUGGCGACGGACACAAGUCUCUCUCUGCCGCCGCAUAUUAGUAAAGGCUUGCAGCUUACAAGCUGUCAUGGCAAUGACGGAAUCAGGAUCUCAAGAUCAAGCUGAUCCCAAAAGCCGACGCAGGCCCUUUUCGACAUGGGUCAAGAAGUUGAAGAAUUUCAAAGGCGGCUACUCGAACGAAAGCAGUAAUUCAGGCUCCGGAAAACGCGAAAAGACUUUGGCCAAGAAGCGCCCCUUGAAGAAAAAUAAUCCAUAUCCAGAGUCAGGCAGGAUAGGGGGUGGUACGCAAGCACAGCACCGGGCAAGCACACGCUCGGUGUCUUCUGGUCCUAGCGGUGUUACGAGCUCGACUUCAUUGGCCAGGACGCUCUCCAUCUCGUCGACAACCGACGGCCAUGGCCGGGCUCCUACAGCGGGUGGCAGGUCGGUAGCGCCGACUGUGUCGACGACAGACCAUGAUAUAGCGCACUCGAUUGCUGCACCAUCCCAUGGCGCCUCGUCGGUAGCGGGUACCAGCCGCACUGCCAACGGUGGCGUCGAUUCUCGACGUGGAGGCGACAGCACGUUUUCUUCACCGGCGCCUUCGGUUCGCUCGCUAACAACGACACUUACCACCAUACAAUCCAUUCCUGUGGGCAUGGGAAACCAUAACGCACAUGGCCAAAACUCACAUACGGCCCAACAUCACUCGAUUCACUUCAACCAGCCAUUCCCAAACACACCCGCAUCUGCCAUCCCAGCUCAUUUAAAUCCCCCGCCGGCAGCUGGAGCCGGCCAGUCAGGGCACCCGACGACAUACAACACUGCCACAGCGAACGGGCUGCUCACGGACAACGCCUCAAUUUUGACCCUUGCAUCUUCAUCUAAGCGUCGGCGCCGCCGCUCCUUAGACACUGAUGCAAGCGUGCGCGCUUUGGCCCCUUCCUCCCUGUUCGGGGGCUCCCGCGAAUCACUUCCGCUGUCAGUGCUGUCCGCAACGAUAGACAGCGGCACAGGCCCGUCUGCCUCGACCGUUCCCCCGGUUCCAUCCACGCCUGGCGGAGCAUCACGUAGCGUGGCCGAGCGGGCCAGCAUAUACAGUAUCACUGGCAUUGGGGGCACUGACAGGAACAGCUUGUACGCUGGCAAAACUCAAAUUCAACAGCCGCAGUCACUUCCGGCCCAGGAAAAGUCUGGUGGAAGCGUUUUUGGAGCAGACGCUGCCAGUGUCCGAAGCGGACGCCUGGGACAUGGUCGAGCCGAGAGCAUCAACGGCAGCCUUGGUGUGACAAGUCCGUUGACUAGUCCCCGUGAGGACUCGGGCGAGGAGGAGAAGGCCGAAACAACCAAGGCAGAUGCGGGUGACAAGCCGGCUUCUUGAAUUAGGCGUUUCAGGUCGGCAAUCCGCGUUUUUCUCCUUGCUGUAACUGCUUUCGUAUUCGAGAGCAAGUCGAGCGCUCUUCUCUGGCUGGUGGCAGAUCCGCAACUUGCGUUGGCCCUUGGUUGUCUUUAUUUACUCUUCCGCGACGAAGUUAGGACUUUGUUUGUUUUGGUUUGUUUUUAUUUCCUUGCUCGGUUAUGGUUGGAGACAAGAAGGGGGGGGAACAUUUCAUAAUAAGGCAGGAAUCCGAUACCCAAAGCGUAGUUAUUCUGAUCGGCUUAGUAUCAAGGGAUAUUUGAGAAGCCAAAAAAACGCAGCUUCGAACAGAGUUUAUUGUUUUCUUUUCACAGCUUUGUGCUCAGGCUUCUAGAAUUGAAUAGUGUUAGCCAGACAGCAGUGACACUUUGAAAUGUAUUAGUGUGUAAAAAUAACCUCGG
Messenger RNA from Pyricularia grisea, 2455 nucleotides. RefSeq lists its product as uncharacterized. Bases 726 to 2018 code for a protein of 430 amino acids. NCBI's taxonomy places the organism in Eukaryota, Fungi, Ascomycota, Sordariomycetes, Magnaporthales, Pyriculariaceae. The record is from RefSeq and is a predicted model, not a curated record. The transcript is spliced from 2 exons.